This is a messenger RNA of Sodiomyces alkalinus F11, 1851 nucleotides long. Its product is annotated as folylpolyglutamate synthase. Bases 231 to 1526 code for a protein of 431 amino acids. Gene Ontology annotation, molecular function: ATP binding; tetrahydrofolylpolyglutamate synthase activity; dihydrofolate synthase activity. The record is from RefSeq and is a predicted model, not a curated record. The transcript has a single exon. Gene Ontology annotation, cellular component: mitochondrion; cytosol; cytoplasm. NCBI's taxonomy places the organism in Eukaryota, Fungi, Ascomycota, Sordariomycetes, Glomerellales, Plectosphaerellaceae. Gene Ontology annotation, biological process: folic acid-containing compound biosynthetic process.
UGGAGUUGGGAGCUCACCAUCCACUGACCCAGCAGCAAUGGAAUGAAUCCACGACAAGAAUGGCUGACGAUAUGAUGGUCGCCGCGUCACCAAUACCAUAGCAUCAUUGGUCAUUUAAAGCUGAAUGCGUCCCAUGGUCGUAUCAUGAAGGACGAAGCCAACACAGUCAUCAACCCCCAGACCAACUCAGAGCCAUUCGUGGCGGCCGCUCCGCCAUCAACAAGUCCAUCAUGAAAGGGGUUAGCCUCGAACUCGGCCGCAUGGCACGCGCCAUGGCUUCCAUCACCCAGAAAUGGGACGCCAUCCAUGUGGCCGGUACCAACGGGAAGGGUUCUGUGUGCACGUAUCUCUCCGCCCUCUGCCAACGCUUCAAGAUCGAAAACGGCCUCUUCACCUCGCCCUACCUAGUAGAGCCGCGCGACGCCAUCAAAACCAACGGUGUCCCCAUAACGGCGCAAAAGUACAACCAGCUCCGCCAACAGGUGCUGGAUGGCCAAGCGCGACGCCAGUCGCAACAAUCCACCCACCCCGUUCUCGAGGAGCAGUCUCUGUCUUCUCUCACCGAGUUCGAAAUAGGCACGCUCGUAGCCUUUUCUGCCUUUGAUGAUGCCAACGUCGCGACUGGCAUUGUCGAAGUCGGACUUGGCGGUAGGCUAGAUUCCACCAAUGCCUUGGCCAGGAAGAAAGUCACCGUUAUCACCAAAAUCGGUCUGGAUCAUCAGAAGCUCUUGGGCGACACCUUGCCGCUGAUCGCGCAAGAGAAGGCCGCUAUCAUGAGGACCAGCGUCCCGUGCGUUGUAGAUGGGAGCAACCCGCCCGAGGUUCUCGACGUAUUUGCCAGGCACGCUUUCGCCGUGGGCGCUCCGCUUCAUGUGACUACGGAGCAGGAAGGUCUCCUAGAAGAGCUCUCUCAGUCUGACAUCAUGCCUCACCAGGCGCAGAAUAUGGCCUGUGCCAUCACCGCUUUCCGCUUGGCGUUCCCGGAGCUUCGCCUGUCCAUCAGUGAUGCGCUACCCCUCUUGAAAGGCACCACUCACUUGGGGAGGCUGUCCUGGAUAGAGGUGAAACUUGACCCCCAAGACUCGGAAGAGGCGAAGAGGAUCCUCAUCGACGGCGCACAUAAUCCUCAAUCCGCGGAGACGCUGGCUACCUUUGUGGAGAGUCGAGUUAGGCAGAACGCCGGCCAAUCUAUCACCUGGAUCGUGGCCGUCUCCAAACAGGACGGCAAGGACGCCGCGGGUAUGCUCCGUACGCUCGUGCGUCCAGGUGACAGUGUGGUCUGCGUGGCGUUCAGCAGGAGGCCCACCAUGCCUUGGGUUGAGCCCGUCAAGCCUUCGUCGCUGCGCGAAAUUGUGACAAAGCUAGGUGUUCCAUGUCUGAGUUUUGAGGAGUCGGGUGAAGGCGAAGGUAGAGGGUCUUUGGCGGCGGGUAUCGCGGAGGUGAUCCGACGGGACGGGCCUGUGGUUCUGACUGGCAGCUUGUAUUUAGUGGGAGAUGCGUACCGAUUGUACGACCGGUCCCUUUGAUUCCAAACGAUGAGGCUUUCUAGACGGGAAUCGAUUAUUUUCGGAUGGAGAUCGGCAAGGUGGACUGUCGUCACGAGAAACAUGCGGUCCGUGAAGGUCGUCGUUCUGCCCAUCCCUUGGGCUCCGAAAAAGACUUCCAAGCCUUGUUUUUUCAUAAGCCAUUGUUCAUCUUGAAAGAGACACCCGUCCCAUCGGACCGUAUGCUAUUGAAUGCAAGAAACCAGAGUCCUUCUGUAAUUGAACUGGCUACCUCGUGUCAGCCAGCGCGUUCUCGGUCUCUGGCGGUGAUGUCUUUCUUGUCUCUUCGAACGGGGUGCCUCAAGAU